This is a messenger RNA of Colletotrichum tamarilloi, 438 nucleotides long. RefSeq lists its product as uncharacterized. NCBI's taxonomy places the organism in Eukaryota, Fungi, Ascomycota, Sordariomycetes, Glomerellales, Glomerellaceae. The transcript has a single exon. The record is from RefSeq and is a predicted model, not a curated record. Bases 1 to 438 code for a protein of 145 amino acids.
AUGGCAUCCCACGCUUUCAACCUCGCAUCGCCGCGUCGGUCCUCCGAACGAUGGCCCCUCCCGGCGGAUAUCCACAAUGGGACCGCCCCGCGUAACGACAUGUCACAAGCAGCUGGCGGCUGGCCCCUUCUCGCAGUCCUCUCUUCAGCCUCGAACUCCGAGGCUCUUAGACCGAGCGUAACAACCAUCACGUCGUCCAAGAAAAAAAUUCUCUUUUUAACCCCUCGUUCUUCAUGCCCUGCAACCCGAACCGCACCGCAUCGGUCUCGCAUCGGCCCUCUUGCCCAGGUUUGCAUGGUCCGGCCCCUCCCCUCAGUUUCCAGUUUUCUCCAGUUUAGGAACCGUCGCCAUUCCUUGCGCAGCGAUCAAAUGUACAGCACGGCAAGGCAAGGCAGAGGCACUUACUCGGCACGGACAUGGACAUCCUUCAUCGUCUGA